AUGAGUCAUCAGUGUGCCCCUGUGGUGAACAAGGCCUACAGCGUCUUGGGCUGUGCUAGGAAGACUGCAGAUGACCAAGAACAAAAUUAUAGUCACCUGAUACUAAACAGUGCCACCCAGACACCUACACAUGACAAGCCACGGAUGAACAACAUUCUUACUUCUGCAACCGAACCCUAUGAUCUGUCCUUCUCCCGGUCCUUCCAGAACCUCUCUCACCUCCCACCAUCCUAUGAGUCUGCAGUCAAGACAAACCCAAGUAAAUAUUCUUCUCUGAAGAGACUAACUGACAAAGAGGCAGAUGAAUACUACAUGAGGAGGAGACACCUGCCMGACCUGGCGGCCCGGGGCACCCUCCCAAUCAACGUCAUCAAGAUGUCACAGCAGAGCAACCACAGGGACAGGCCCCGGCGGCCCAUACGGGCCAUGUCCCAGGACAGGGUGCUCUCCCCUGAGAGGAUUAUGCCUGAGGAAUUUAGCAUGUCCUAUGAACGGAUCCUCUCAGACGAGCAGCUGCUGUCAGCUGAGCGCCUCCACUCCCAAGACCCGCUGCUCUCCCCAGAGCGCUCGGGGUACCCGGAGCAGUCAAUGUCACGAGCACUGUCACACACAGACGUCUUUGUGUCAACACCCGUCUUGGAUCGCUACAGGAUGACAAAAAUGCACUCCCAUCCUAGUGCCUCAAAUAACUUGUAUAAUACCUUAGGUAUGAACCCAACCUCUGCCAAGCGUCAAGCGUUUGCCUCUCGGCGACACAACACCGUGGAACAACUGCAUUAUAUUCCAGGACACCACCACCACUACCGCACGGCUAGCAAAACAGAGGUGACUGUUUGAUAUGAGCCUGUGCACUGUAGAUUUCAUUAAGGACUGGGGUGGUCACAGCACCCUCUACAGCAGUGGCCUUAUAGGCCAGGAUAACCUCUAAUAACUCAGUGUCUGAAAGGACUACUUAAACAGUCCCACCCGCAUCGUUUUUAAAGCCACCCAUACAUUGGUGACAUAAGAAGAACCUAAGCAAACAAACAAAAUGAUAGUGAGGAAUAAUGGAGGAUAUGUCCUAACAUGCAUCAGUUUCUGUCAAAGAAAGCCAUAGUAGUAGAUGGCUCCUUCCAAGGGCUCACCUGCACUAUCUCAUUGUUUUUAUGAAUUUAGGACUUUUUGAUCGCUACAAGCAGAAUCACUCUCAUGCAGCCCAUGGCAGGGAGGAGGAACCGCAGCACCCCAUCCUGGCUGGAAGGGGCCCUCUUGCUCUCUCUCAUGCCAGCCCAUGUGUUUGACCUUUCUGUAGCAAGUAGGUUAAGAGUUUGACUGCUGGGGAUCACCUCCAGAUCAUUCGAUAUCAGCCAGCAYCCAUGUAUCUCUUCUUCCUCACCCCUGGAGUACAUUAAAGGGCAGUCUUUCCUAGGGGACUGGCAGAUCUAGGGGCGAGAAUAGUCUGGCUGAGAAAUGAAGUUUUAGUUUAUAUUAAAUAUAUUCAUAAUAUAAAAAUAUACUAGUGCCUACAAGUCGCCUGCUCUCUCAGUGUAGGAAGUAGUAGGGUCGAUGUGUCCAAUAAGCACAAAUAUGCUGAAUAUGCUUGUCAGACCCUUUUCCCACUCAUUCUAGUAUCUGGGUGUCUACAACAUGUAAAUAGGAAGGAGGAAUAGAGUUUCUGUUCCUUCAGCUUCUUGCCACUGCUAAACCUAAAGCGCCAGAAUUCGUCCAGCUUCGCACUGCUAACCUGUGCUAUAAGUUCUGCCUCCACUGAAACUCCUACCAGGCAAGGCUACCAGUGACUCCAUGGAGCCUGGGUUUCUCCCCAGAAGUUUCCUUUCCUCCUGGCAUUCUCCAUCUCUCCAUUUCUGUGCAUAUUUCCUCCAUAAACGUACACCCUAGAACUCCAUAUGUAGCAAAUCUUUUUCUAGCCCUUAGCAGGAAUACUAAGCUAAGUGUGUCAGCAUACCAAAAAGUGGGUUGGUAGCUUUCCAUGAUUGUUUCACCAUGUAGUGGCCCCAAAAAAGUCAUCCAAAUGCCAGUUCCACUGAGUCCCAAACCUAGCCACAUAGACAAUUYCAUUUCAUGCAAACAAAUUAUAUAUCCAGCAUACGUAUAUUAAAAGGGCAUGUUGUAUAAUCUAAUAUAAUGCUAAUUAGAUACUAUAUAUUUGAAAUCUUUUAAAAAUAGACUCAUGGGUCCAGAAUU
This is a messenger RNA of Nothoprocta perdicaria, 2184 nucleotides long. Its product is annotated as protein shisa-6-like. Bases 1 to 837 code for a protein of 278 amino acids. The record is from RefSeq and is a predicted model, not a curated record. The transcript is spliced from 4 exons. Lineage: Eukaryota; Metazoa; Chordata; Aves; Tinamiformes; Tinamidae. Gene Ontology annotation, cellular component: dendritic spine membrane; AMPA glutamate receptor complex; postsynaptic density. Gene Ontology annotation, biological process: regulation of short-term neuronal synaptic plasticity; regulation of AMPA receptor activity.